AUGAAGGAAGUGGUUUUGUGUGGAUUAUUCAUCCUUUUCCUGGAUGCAGUCUUGUGGUGGGCACUAUGGGCCGGACUGCUGCUCCUGAGGUUCUCCGGCUGUGGGGGACUGGCAGGAGUGUGGGCCUUUGGGGCAGUAAAGUGGAUCAUUCUCCACGUCUUCACCUCUUUACUGACUGAUGGAAAGCCCCAGGUUGAGCUUCGCCGGCUGGUUGCCCUCCUGUGCCUUCUCACGCCUGUGCUCGAGAGUGGACGGAUGGUGAUGGCCCCACCGUCAGGGACUUACACGGGACCACCUCCUGACUUCAGCAUGCUGCUGCUGGGCCUAAUGGCUGCAUCACUGGCAUGUGUAGUUUGGGAAAAAGGCCUCUGUGGCACUGGAAAGAUGACAAAGGAAAAAAGCAAACAGGAUGCCAGGCGGUUGCUAAUGAGGGUUUUAAAAUACUUCAGACCAGAUUCCCUUUACCUGAUUGCAGCUUUCAGUUUCCUCAUCCUGGGAGUCAUCUGUGAUACAUAUAUCCCACUUUAUCAGGGGAGGGUCAUUGAUAUGCUAAGAGGUCAAGCGUUUCAAAUCAACUGCUAUUAUGCUGUCGGACAGCUGGCGCUCAUUUCCUUUGGAAGCGCUUUGUUCUCUGGGAUGCGAGGAGGCAUAUUUAUGUGUGCACUGUGCAGACUGAACAAGAGGCUGAAACAUUUGCUGUUCUACUCCCUCCUGCAGCAGGAAGUGCAAUUCUUUGAGGAGAACAACCCUGGACGUCUUUCUUCCCGCCUGCACUCUGACGUGGACAGGAUGGGACGCACAGUAGCACUGAAUGCCAACGUACUGGUUCGCAGCACUGUCAAAACCUGCCUCAUGCUCCAUGUAAUGUUGGGUCUGUCGUGGAAUCUCACUGUGCUCACCUGCUUAGAGAUGCCGCUCUUGGCAUUAAUUCAGAACAAAUACAUCACACUGAGCAAGGAGCUGAAAGAUAAAAUUCAGGACUGUCACGCUAAGAACAAAGACCUGGCUUUUCAAGCAGUCAGUGGGAUCAGGACAGUCCAUAGUUAUAGAGGACAGGAAAAUGAACUGAGGAGAUACAAUGAGGCUCUGGACCAGCUGUGCAAGAUCAACAGACAAUCAAGAAUUUACAGCACAGUCUUCUGCUUAUUUCGGAGGAUGGUGUCUGUGGGGAUAAAGAUUCUCAUGCUGUUGCAGGCUCGCAGCCUCAUUUUGUCUGGUCACCUCAGCAUUGGUAGUCUUGUUUCCUUUUUUUUGUAUCAGAAGCCCAUGUCAGUCAAUUUAAGGGAAAUUAUGUAUGCUUAUGGAGACACAGCGUCCACAGUUGGAGUCAUCUCCAAAGUAUUCAGCUACCUUGACAGGACACCAAAGUGUAAGAAGGCGGGAGUGUUGGCUCCUGAGAAACUGCAGGGAAGGGUUGUCUUCCAAAACGUCACCUUCACGUAUCCCUCAGAAGAUAAACCAGCUUUGAAGUCUGUUUCUAUAGAGCUGAAGCCAGGAAAGAUGACGGCGCUGGUGGGUCCCUCUGGCAGUGGAAAGACUUCCUGCGUCAGUCUCCUGCAGAGGCUUUAUGAACCUCAGGAGGGACAGAUUCUGCUUGAUGGAGAACCGCUGCACCAUUAUGAGCACAAAUACCUCCAUCAAAAGGUGGCCCUAGUUUCCCAGAAUCCUGUUCUGUUUUCUGGUACACUGAAGUACAACAUUGAGUAUGGCCUGAAGGACUGCUCCUAUGAGAAGUUGCGGGAAACUGCAAAGAGGGCCAACGCAGAUGAAUACAUCUCUGAAUUAGAGAAUGGAUACCACACGGAUAUAGGGGAGUGUGGUAAGAAGCUUUCAGAAGGACAGAUGCAGUGCAUUUCCAUAAUCAGAGCUCUGGUUCGAGAUCCGCAGGUCAUUAUACUGGAUGAGGCGACCAGCAAACUGGAUGUUGAAGCACAGCAUACUGUCCUUCAGGAGGUUCUGAGCUGUGGCCGGACUGUGUUGGUGGUGGCCCAUCAACUGAAGACUGUGGAGAAGGCAGACCACAUCAUCUGUAUAGAGAAGGGAGAAGUUGUGGAAGAGGGCACACACCAAGAACUGAUGGCUAAGAGAGGACGCUACUAUCGUCUAAAGGAGGAGCUGUUCUCAAAGAAAAGCUGA
Betta splendens (Siamese fighting fish) is the source of this 2136-nucleotide messenger RNA. It is a transcript of the gene tap2t, whose product is annotated as transporter associated with antigen processing, subunit type t, teleost specific. The record is from RefSeq and is a predicted model, not a curated record. Gene Ontology annotation, molecular function: ABC-type oligopeptide transporter activity; ATP hydrolysis activity; ATP binding. Gene Ontology annotation, biological process: transmembrane transport. The transcript has 11 exons. Gene Ontology annotation, cellular component: membrane. Lineage: Eukaryota; Metazoa; Chordata; Actinopteri; Anabantiformes; Osphronemidae. The coding region runs from base 1 to 2136 and encodes 711 amino acids.